Molecule: messenger RNA, 929 nt
Organism: Gossypium raimondii (Peruvian cotton)
Lineage: Eukaryota; Viridiplantae; Streptophyta; Magnoliopsida; Malvales; Malvaceae
Product: kinetochore protein SPC24 homolog
Exons: 5
Coding region: 229-834 (201 amino acids)
Biological process (GO): regulation of chromosome segregation
Source: RefSeq, a predicted model, not a curated record
UUUUCGAAUUUUCCCUCUCAACUACUCUCUAAAUCUCUCUUCUUCUUCAGCUGUUUGGCUCUUUUACUGUUCCUCAUUAGAUCCGAUUUCUAAUUUCAAAGGACUUUCCUUUUUUCUUUUCCUUUUUGUGAAACGCUUGCAAAACUCUGCUUUUAUCCACUCUUCUUCAUUAAUUUGUCUUUUUUUGUGUGCUUAAUCUUGAAGAAGGGAUAAAACCCUAGAAAAAAAAUGGGGGAAUCCACGAGAAUGAUCGAUGUGGAGAAGCUGAUAUCUUACAGUGACGACCUGGUGGAGGUAUUGAAGGACAAAAGGGACAUUAACAGCUUGACGCAGUGUUUUCAGCACUUUAACGAUCUCCGCUCGCAUUGCGACGCUGAUUCCAACGAGGUUCAUCGAUUGCUUCGAGAAUAUGAGGAAAAGAUAGAAGCUUGCAAGAAGAAAACAGAACAGGCAAAAUUGGAGGUUGCUGAUGGUGCUGAAAUGGAGUAUCUGCAGAAGGAAUACCAAGAAGAGCUUGAAAAAGAACGUGGACUUAAAGAGGAGCUUAGAGCUGUUAGCAAUGAGAUAAUUGAACUAGAGCGCCAGAGGGUUUCUAUUGAAGAACGCAAGAAAAACCUAAGGAAAUACGAGCAAGACAAACUCAAAGAACAGAGGAAGCUUUCAAUGUAUGCUUCUAUAACUAAUAUUAUUCCAGACUUGGAAGACCAAUCCAGAAUCUCAGGCCAUAUAGUAGAUAGAGAUAAAAAGGUGAUAAAGAAGUUUGAAUUCGAUACAUCAAAGAUGACUGCUUUUGAUGCCUGUGAUAGCCUAUGGAAGAUGAUAAAUUCCCGAUAGCCAUUGCUUUAUACUUUCUCUUGGUUGACAUAUGUAGCAAAAUGUGUAAUGUAUGUGUUUCUAAUGCUGCUAUCCAAAACAUUUUCUUUCCUAAA